Messenger RNA from Phalaenopsis equestris, 2080 nucleotides. Its product is annotated as integrator complex subunit 3. Bases 325 to 1542 code for a protein of 405 amino acids. NCBI's taxonomy places the organism in Eukaryota, Viridiplantae, Streptophyta, Magnoliopsida, Asparagales, Orchidaceae. The transcript has 2 exons. The record is from RefSeq and is a predicted model, not a curated record. Gene Ontology annotation, cellular component: cytoplasm.
AAUCUCCCCAGUCCAAACCCCUCGCUAAUGGCACUCCUCUCCCGGUUUCUACAACGACGGGAUCGCGGUUCACAGAGACCACCGAAACUUCCACCUUUCUCGUCCUUCCGCUCCGCUCCUACCAGAAACCAUUGAGGAAGGUAAGCUUGUUCGCGCCGUUCUUCUUCUUCUUCGCUCGACCAUGAUCUACUAAAUUCGAAUGCUCGCUUCCAUUAUAUGUCUUUCCAUGUUAAAAGUGAACCGAAAUAAGCAUACCAUAAGCCGACGAGUCAAAAUUUUCGUUCCCACUGUGAAAUCCUCGAUCGAUAAGGAGAAAAAUCCUCAAUGAGCACGACAUCUAAGUUGCUCCGUGUGUGUUCCCUUGACGCCGAGAACCCUACCGAUGCCUCCCUCAGAGAAGCCUUCUCCGCUCACCACGAGCGCCUCAAACCUCCAUUUCCACUAACAAUUCCUGCGCCAUCAGAAUAUUCGCAGCUCAACCUCGCCCUGGUCUAUGGCAUCCUCACCGAACCCGGCUUCGCCAAAACCCACCUCACCCAUCUCCACGCCCUCGUUACAGACGGAUACAAUCUCUUCACCACAACCCUAAUCAAUCUCUCCAAUGAAUCCUACACCAAGCUCCUCGAAACCCCAAGAUCGCAGCUUCUCUGGAUCUCUUCUAUACUAGUUAAAGUCGCCGCCGUCAAAGUGGAAACCCUAAUGAUCUCUCUGCUUCGGCAGAUCAAAGGCGGCGACUUUUCCGAGCCCAACCUCUGGCUCUGCGCCGAGCUCAUCGGCAUUUUAGUGCCUAACUGGGAUUGGCUAGUGGAGGAGCCCUUGCUUAUGAGAAGCUCAUUGUUUGUGUUUCUUCGCUUACUAGCCGAUCACUAUAGGUUGGUUGGUAGAAUAGAUUUAGAUAAAUUGAAGAAAUUGGAGAUCGAAUUCUGCAUUCGUGUUUUGAGAGAGCAUUUUGAUUUAUGUCUAGGCAUUGGCAGAGAUGUAAUUCGGCUUCUGCAAGAUUUGGUUUAUAUUCCAGAGUUUAAAGACAUAUGGAAUGAUUUUUUAUCUGAUCCGCUAAAAUUUGGAGUUUCAGAGUUCAUGGAUAUCUCAUAUCUUUAUCGAACUAAAACUCCUCCACACUACUUGUUACUUAGGAUUACCCCUGAUAUGGAGACUCAAUUGAGAUUUCUGCUUACUCGUGUAAAGUGGGGAUGCCAGAAGAGAUAUCAGGCAUGGUUUGCCAAGAAGCAUUUUUGCACACCUGGGAGUGAGUCUCUUAUUAUAGAUAUCGUCAGGUUCAUUUGUUGUGUCUAUCAUCCAUCAAAUGAAAUCAUUCAGUCAAAUGUUAUUUCUCGAUGGGCGGUCAUCGGUUGGCUGCUCAAAUGCUGCAGGAAGAACUACUACUCGGCUAAUCUGAAGCUUGCUUUGUUCUAUGAUUGGCUGUUCUUUGAUGAGAAGGUUGAUAAUAUCAUGAAUAUUGAGCCUGCAAUGCUUCUGAUGUGGGCUACUACUGUUCCUAUUAUGGGAAGAAGCUCGACCCUAAGCCGGCAUGGUGCAGAGUAACCAAUGGAAAGAAAUGGUGGUGCUACAAGGGCGCCCACCCUGGAUCGAAGUAUUGCGAGCGGCAUGUGCACUGUAAUCGAAACCGUUCAAGAAAGUCUGUGGAAUCCAAAUCCAACUCAGAACCUCAAUGUGAGUCACACAUUCUUCAUCUUCAACUAUGACCUCUAAUGUUAGCCUCUGGUAGUGGCAGCUUCCAGAACAUCACCCUGCAAUGCACCAUUAGUGGUCGUUGUUUGAGUUCUUCUGGUUCUUCUCGGCUGCAACUGGAUGCUAGACCUCAUGAAUCUAUAAACUAAGAGAACAGUUCGUUUUCUCUUCUCAAUAAAUCAUCAUUUAUAUGGUGUUUAUAAUUUUGGUUUUCCUUCUAGAGUAAAUACUUAGGAUGGUGAAUCUUAUAUGGUUGCUCAUUGGAGGAAAUAAAUUUGAUAAAAUUAAGUUCUACAUGUACAUGUUUUCCUCUUGCAGUUCAAGAAAAAUUAGAGAGCUCGAUUGAUUUUUGUUUGCAUUAAUUGUGACAACUUAACUAUUUUGUGAUUAA